AUGACCGGCGCGCUUGGAACGCAACACCACGAGCUGCACUUUUGCACCACCAUGCUGCGCUUCGUAGUUUGGGAGAACGUCGCCUACGGUCGCAAGGCGGUAGUGCUUGAGCGGGUUAAAGGCAUUGCUGGGAAGAACCGAGCGCCAAUGCCACCAGUGUGUCGUGGCCUUGUAAAAAUAGACACCACCAUUCCGUCGACCUACGCCCAGAGCGAGCGCGGCGGGCUCCCGACGGGUAAACCUGAAUAA
This is a messenger RNA of Diaporthe citri, 249 nucleotides long. RefSeq lists its product as uncharacterized. NCBI's taxonomy places the organism in Eukaryota, Fungi, Ascomycota, Sordariomycetes, Diaporthales, Diaporthaceae. The coding region runs from base 1 to 249 and encodes 82 amino acids. The record is from RefSeq and is a predicted model, not a curated record. The transcript has 2 exons.